UAGCAGACAGAGACAUACCCAAAAGGCAAACAGCCUGUAUGUCACAGAAAAGUAAGAAACAGAACUAAGAGUUGACUACAGAACAACAUAGAGUCAGAGUGGAGUUAAACUUUAAAAGGUAAUAACUGAAGGGAAAAUCAGAGUAAAAAAAUAAUAACAGAAGAUCAGUCAGCAUGUCAGAAGGAGACACCUAUGCAGUUGUAAACAAGCAUAAUCAGAAGAGUCCAUCUGUAACCAGAAAAGCCAAUGAAAGAGGAAAAAAAGCUCCAAGACUCGAAGAGGAACCCGGCUAUGCAUAUGUUGGAAACCAUCCUGUGCCAUCUGGAGCCAUGAGGUUAACAGAAAUUAAGAAUGAUGUCGUCAUUGAAGAGGAUUCUGCUUAUGCAAAUGUUCAAGCAUGCCUUUCCUCACCUGGAGAUACAAAUAUAAUGGAAAAUCACGAAGUCACACAGGGGAUUACAUCCACAACCAAGAAAUCAAUGACCUUGAGAUCCUGGAGAGGGGUGUUCAUAUUGAUGGCUGCUGUCAUACUGGCAAUUGUCGUAUCAUUUUCUGCUCUCAUUUUGCAACUAUCAAGACAACCAGAACUGAACAAUAAUGAGCUGAACAUAAAGCUUAAAGAAUCAGAAGACAAUAUCACUGCCAUGGGAAGGAAUCAGACCGGUCUUCAGAUGCUUAUUAAGCAAGCAGAAAACAAGAUCACUGCAAUGGGAAAGAACCAGACGAGCCUUCAGAUACUUCUUCAAAAAUCAGAAGACAUGAUCACUGCCAUGGAAAAGAAUCAGAUGAGCCUUCAGAUGCUUCUUAAGCAAGCAGAAGAGAAACUCACUGUCAUGGAUAGAACUCAGUCAACUCUUCAAAUACAACUCAAGCAAGCAGAAGUGAAUAUUGCAAGUGUAAAAACAAAGCAGUCAAGCCUUGAAACAAAAGUCAGUCAAGCAGAACAAAAAAUCACUGCCUUGCAAUGGAAUCAUGGUCAGAAAGUUGCUGAAUACAAGAAUGUUUACUUUAGAACAUUGCAGGAUGUAGAUAAUACUACUACUAAAAGUUACAACAGGAAAGCUAUGAAACUGGAAAGAGAUCUGAAUGAAUAUCGACGUGGAAUAGCCUAUUACUGUGACAAUAGGAACACCAAAAGGCAAUGGAGGUUUGAGGAUGGUUAUAACAACAACAGAGUAGGUGAAAAUGGUAUAUUUAGGAAACAAAAUGAGUAUGACCCCCACAAGUAUAACAAAAAUGGGUAUGAACAGAAUUAUGGGAGAGAAGAGAACCAAAGGAAAGGUCCUCAGGAUAGCUCAAUUGUUAUUGUGGCAGUUAAUAAAGGAGGGGCAGUGGUAGCACAGAUUUUUGAAGACAUUAACAUGGAAGUUAUCAAACAACUUAGUAAUGCAGAAUUUUACUGUAAAAUGUCACUGGAAUUUAGUCCAGAAUUUGAAAAAGACAUUAAUGAGAUUUUGGGUUACUGGGCUGACUCUGAGGUUAUCUCUAAGGUGUUAUUUAAAGAACUUACAGUACAGGAGCCUAAAUCCUAG
Molecule: messenger RNA, 1532 nt
Organism: Protopterus annectens (West African lungfish)
Lineage: Eukaryota; Metazoa; Chordata; Ceratodontiformes; Protopteridae
Exons: 7
Coding region: 174-1532 (452 amino acids)
Source: RefSeq, a predicted model, not a curated record